Molecule: messenger RNA, 906 nt
Organism: Beta vulgaris subsp. vulgaris (sugar beet)
Lineage: Eukaryota; Viridiplantae; Streptophyta; Magnoliopsida; Caryophyllales; Amaranthaceae
Exons: 2
Coding region: 1-906 (301 amino acids)
Source: RefSeq, a predicted model, not a curated record
AUGAUGUAUUCUUUCACUUCUAUGGGAGGUAGAAUAAUUGCACCAACUACUCAUGGGCGUGGUCCAUAUACAUACAAGAUUGGAGGUCAAAAUCAUCACCUGAUAGGCAGUUUGUUGCCGAACGAUGGAGCAUGUCCUAAAUUUUCUCAACUAUACAUAUAUGAUACUGAAGAAGAGGUUCAGAAUAGGAUGAGUGCGGCAAGUUCUAAAGACCCAAAUAAAUUUGAAGAUCGUGUCGUUGCACAAUUGAAGGAUAUGAUUGAUCAGCAUAACCCAUUGGCCAAGAGUUUUAGAAUGGCUAGAGAUCGUUUCGAAUCAAACAACGGCGAAGACUUAAAACUUAGGCUAAUUGGAAGAAGGGAUUCUGAUGGAAGGACUUAUAACCUUCCAACAACAUCCGAAGUGGCCGCGCUUAUUGUUGGAGACAUUGAUACAGCAGAUAAGAGGGAUGUAGUAGUCCAAUGGAAAAAUGGAAGAUUAAGGCAGAUAUCUGAGCUUCACCCAUCGUAUUUACCGUUACAAUAUCCACUGAUUUUCCCAUAUGGGGAAGAUGGAUAUCGAGUAGAUGUUAUGCAUAGGGACAAGACCGCAUCAAGUAGUUCUACGAAUAAAAGAGAACGACUUACUAUGCGUGAGUGGUUUGCAUACAGGAUGCAAGAUCGUGAACAUGAAGCUGAUACUUUGUUAUUAUGUCGUCGGUUGUAUCAACAAUUUUUGGUUGACGGCUACACUAUGAUUGAGGCAGAGAGGCUCUCCUUUCUAAAGAAUAACCAACAAAGUUUAAGAUCAGAUAAUGUGAAGAAUUUAAGAGGGGCUGUGGAAAGAGGUGAUACAGAGGGAUCUUCCAAUGGCAAUCGCAUUGUUAUACCAGCGUCAUUCACAGGUGGACAUAGCUACAUGAGAUAG